Metarhizium brunneum ARSEF 3297 is the source of this 672-nucleotide messenger RNA. It is a transcript of the gene trm9, whose product is annotated as tRNA (carboxymethyluridine(34)-5-O)-methyltransferase. Gene Ontology annotation, molecular function: tRNA (5-carboxymethyluridine(34)-5-O)-methyltransferase activity; S-adenosylmethionine-dependent methyltransferase activity; tRNA binding. The record is from RefSeq and is a predicted model, not a curated record. Gene Ontology annotation, biological process: tRNA methylation; tRNA wobble uridine modification. NCBI's taxonomy places the organism in Eukaryota, Fungi, Ascomycota, Sordariomycetes, Hypocreales, Clavicipitaceae. Gene Ontology annotation, cellular component: cytoplasm; nucleus.
AUGUCAUCGCCUCCAUCCCCCCCAGCGGCCUACGAACAAGCCCACGUGCACGCCGUCUACGAAGCCAUCGCGCCUCACUUCAGCGCGACGCGCCACAAGCCCUGGCCCUUCGUCCAGCAGUUCCUCACGUCCCUCGCCCCCGGCAGCGUCGGGCUCGACGUCGGCUGCGGCAACGGCAAAUACAUCCCCGUCAACCCGACGCUGCACAUGCUCGCGUCGGACCGGUCCCCCUCCCUCGCGCGGCUCGCCCGCGCCGAGCGCGCCGCCGACGUCGUCACCGCCGACGGCCUGUCGCUCCCCUACCGCCCCCGCUCCGUCGACUUCGUCAUCUGCAUCGCCGUCGUGCACCACCUGUCCACGCGGCAGCGGCGGCGCGACGCCCUCGCCCAGAUGCUCGGCUGCCUGGCCCCGCGCGGCAGGGCCCUCGUCUACGUCUGGGCCCUGGAGCAGAGGGCCAGCAGGAGGGGGUGGGACGAGUCCUCGCGCCAGGACACGCUGGUGCCGUGGGUGACGCUGCGCAAGGGCGCCCAGCCCGACGAGACGCACCACCGCUACUAUCACCUGUUUAGGGAGGGCGAGCUCGAGGAGGACGUUGUUGCCGCCGGCGGCGAGGUUUGCGACAGGGGCUAUGAGAGGGAUAACUGGUGGGUCAUCUUUGGGCAUACGAGGUGA